GUCGAUAGGGGGGGAGGGGGGCGGAGUGCCCUAACUCAACCGUCUCCCGCUUCCUUUCCUCUCUCGAAAGCUUCUCGCUGCUCUCCUGGGCAUUUGCCUCUUUCUGCUGUCGCGAGCUUACGAUUUGCGCAACCCCUGGCUUCAGGGUUUUGCUCUGCUGAUUGUGACCAUGGCUCUCGCCUUCGAUGAGUAUGGCCGUCCCUUCAUUAUCAUUCGCGAUCAGGAGACCAAGUCUCGCGUUCGCGGGCUCGACGCUCAGAAAGCCAAUAUUAUGGCUGCCAAGGCUGUAGCGCGCGUCCUCCGCACUUCCCUUGGCCCUAAUGGCAUGGACAAAAUGCUCCAGAGCCCUGAUGGAGACGUCACUAUCACGAACGAUGGUGCAACCAUUCUGGAGCAAAUGGAAAUCGAGAAUCAAAUUGGAAAGCUGAUGGUGGAGCUUUCUAGAAGCCAAGACUACGAGAUCGGCGACGGUACUACUGGCGUUGUUGUCCUUGCGGGUGCUCUACUGGAACAAGCAGAAGUUUUGUUGGAAAGAGGGAUUCACCCCAUCCGUGUCGCAGAGGGAUAUGAAAUGGCGUCGAAGCUGGCAGUGGAAAACCUUACUCGCAUUGGACAAACUUUUGAAUUUAGUCCCGACAACAUUGAACCUCUUGUGCAAACAUGCAUGACCACGUUGUCUUCUAAAAUAGUUGGCCGUUGCAAGCGACAAUUAGCAGAAAUUGCAGUGAAGGCUGUCCUCGCAGUAGCUGACCUUGAGAGGUCAGAUGUCAAUCUUGAUCUUAUCAAAGUGGAAGGAAAGGUAGGCGGAAAGCUAGAAGACACCGAACUUGUAUAUGGAAUAGUUGUUGAUAAGGAUAUGAGUCAUCCUCAAAUGCCGAAGGAGAUUAGAGAUGCAAAAAUUGCCAUUCUAACUUGUCCAUUCGAGCCCCCUAAGCCUAAGACCAAGCAUAAAGUGGAUAUCGAUUCGGUGGAGAAAUUUGAGGCCUUGCAGGCGGCUGAGAAGUCAUACUUCAAUGAGAUGGUUCAGCAAUGCAAGGAUGCUGGUGCAACCCUAGUUAUUUGUCAAUGGGGUUUUGAUGAUGAAGCCAAUCAUUUGUUAAUGCAUGAAAAUUUGCCAGCAGUACGCUGGGUUGGAGGAGUUGAGCUGGAGCUUAUUGCUAUUGCUACAGGUGGCCGGAUUGUUCCAAGGUUCAAAGAACUUACGCCUGAGAAGCUUGGUAAGGCUGGUCUCGUGAGAGAGAAGGGUUUUGGAACCACUAAAGAUCGGAUGCUCUACAUUGAGCAGUGCGCAAAUUCCAGAGCUGUCACUAUCUUUAUACGUGGUGGUAACAAGAUGAUGAUUGAGGAAACCAAAAGGAGCUUGCAUGAUGCCUUGUGUGUGGCUCGUAACCUGAUUCGGGACAAGGCCAUAGUAUAUGGUGGCGGUGCUGCUGAAAUCUCAUGCUCUCUUGCCGUGGAGGCUGCUGCUGAUAAGAUAUCCGGUGUUGAGCAGUAUGCUAUGCGAGCCUUUGCAGAUGCGCUAGAUAUGGUCCCUAUGGCUCUGGCAGAGAACAGUGGCUUGCAGCCUAUCAAUACAUUAACUGCUGUGAAAGCUCAGCAAGUGAAGGAGCAGAACCCUCAUCUGGGAAUCGAUUGCAACGACGUUGGAACGAAUGAUAUGCGCGAGCAAAAUGUUUUCGAGACUCUGAUUGGGAAGAAGCAACAAGUCUUAUUGGCAACUCAGGUGGUGAAGAUGAUACUGAAAAUAGAUGACGUGAUUAGUCCUUCAUCAUAUUAAUUUCUUCAUGGUUCCGCUCAGGCUUGUUUUGACGAAAUUUCUAAUCAAGUUUUCUAGGAUUCUCUUCGUCUUUUCAAAGACGGCUGCACACUUCCUACGAGAUUUACUGAACAGAGAACAUGGACAAUUAACAAGCUCGGAGUUGCUAUUGGGUAUUCUUCUGUGAAACUGGAGGGGUGCUUCUAGCAAGAAUUUCUCUACUUGUGUUAAUUCCUUGGAAUCUAGGAUCUUUACUUGAGUUUCUGGCCUAAUCUUGCUUAAACUUCAAUUCUAUAAUAUGGUUGUGGAGGCUUUUAAGUACAGUGGCUUCGUACGAGCUACUUGUUUUGUUGAGCGGAUUGGAUCUAUUAAUGAUAUUCUUCUUAACUGUCU
Messenger RNA from Physcomitrium patens, 2149 nucleotides. RefSeq names its product T-complex protein 1 subunit epsilon. The record is from RefSeq and is a predicted model, not a curated record. NCBI's taxonomy places the organism in Eukaryota, Viridiplantae, Streptophyta, Bryopsida, Funariales, Funariaceae. Gene Ontology annotation, molecular function: ATP binding; ATP-dependent protein folding chaperone; ATP hydrolysis activity. Gene Ontology annotation, biological process: protein folding.